AUGUCUGACGUCGGCCGCAAGGAUUUCACUACCAAGGCUAAGGAGUCACUCACUCCCGAAUCCACCAAGUCCACCCAGGACAAGAUCUACGAGGCUGCUACCGAUACCACCGAUCGCAUUGCCCGCGGCUUGCAGACCGAUGAAAGCAAGGGUACUGGCCAGGAGGUCUUUGACAAGGCCCAGCGCGCUAGCGACAACCACGUCCACGACGGUGCCGCCGGUUCCAUCGGUGACAAGGUCAAGAACGCUCUCGGUCUCGGCAAUUAG
This is a messenger RNA of Penicillium olsonii, 267 nucleotides long. NCBI's taxonomy places the organism in Eukaryota, Fungi, Ascomycota, Eurotiomycetes, Eurotiales, Aspergillaceae. The record is from the annotation of a GenBank genome assembly.